Messenger RNA from Sitophilus oryzae (rice weevil), 984 nucleotides. RefSeq names its product tRNA-specific adenosine deaminase 2. Lineage: Eukaryota; Metazoa; Arthropoda; Insecta; Coleoptera; Curculionidae. The transcript has 2 exons. Gene Ontology annotation, molecular function: tRNA-specific adenosine-34 deaminase activity. Bases 283 to 816 code for a protein of 177 amino acids. The record is from RefSeq and is a predicted model, not a curated record. Gene Ontology annotation, biological process: tRNA wobble adenosine to inosine editing. Gene Ontology annotation, cellular component: nucleus; cytoplasm.
GUUAAAUUAUUAUUAUUUACAUAAGUUGAAAUAGGGCAAUAGUAGUUAUAUUCUCAGGUUUCAGAAACAUAGAAAUAGUUUACUGCUGUUGUGGUUUAUUAAAUUAAAAAUAAUUUUGUGUAAAAAAGAACCAUAAAAGAACGUAACAUCUGGAAAAAUAAUUCAAUGACGAUAAAAAUCUAUGACAAGUAUUAUUUGGUUGACUUUGACUUGUCUGGAUCCUGGAACACACCCAAAAAAUGACGUUUGUAUAGAAAACCCCCCAAAAUCUCCUAGGAAAAAAUGUCUACCGCAGAAUCAGAGUCAUCUUUAAGUGACAUAGAGAAAUCCUUCAUGGAGAAAGCCUUUUGUUACGCCAAGGAAGCCCUACAAAACCAAGAAGUCCCUGUAGGCUGUAUCUUCGUUUACCACAACGAAGUUAUCGCUGUAGGUCGCAACGAAGUGAACCAAACCAAGAACGCAACCCGCCAUGCAGAAAUGGUUUGCGUAGAUCAAGUUGUAGAAUACUCUAAAACAAAUUCCCUAAAACUUGAGUCAGUUUUCGAACAAAUCGACGUUUUUGUCACUGUGGAACCCUGUAUAAUGUGCGCAGCCGCAUUGUACGACCUGAAAGUACGUAGUAUAACGUUUGGUUGUAAAAACGAUCGGUUUGGAGGAAGUACCGUGCUAGAUGUUAAGGAAAUAUUGAAGCCGGUCACUGUAGUGCAGGGGGGGCAUAGGGCCGAUGAGGCUAUGGCCCUAUUGAAGGAGUUCUAUAAAGGACAAAACCCUAACGCGCCUGCGUCGAAAGUCAAGCUCAAAAAAUCAGUAGAAUAGUACCUUUUGAUUUGUUUAUAUUCAAGUUUAUGUUUAAGGUAAAGCCUUAUUUUUUGUGUAGUUUUUGGGGUUUUCCAAGAGUUUCUGCCAGAUAGUUCUUCAUUUUGAUGAGUGGUAGAUUGAAAACUCAGAUUUAUUUGAAAUAAAAGAACUAAUUGUAAAAACAGU